AAAAAGUUGAGAGGUCUCGGUGAAAUCGCUCUUCCCGGCCACUUUCUUGUGUGCGCGCCUUGCCUCGCCUUGUGAAGAGAGUUUUUUGCACUCCGUGUCGGGAGAAACGGGACACGGGUGGACUUUUUUUUUUUUUUUUUUUUUUUUACUCUGGCCCUUUUUCCCUGCAGGAAUACACAGGGGAGGAGGAGGUGGUGCAGCAGCAGGAGGAGGAGGAGGGGGGACGCUCUGGCUGCUUGAAGAUCUGUUUCGACUCCAAACUUUGGGCGACAUGGACGCGCACCGCGGCGCGCCUCCGGCAGGCCAGCAGGUCGUGCACGUCCGCGGGGACUCCAAAACGGAGCUGGAGGCCCUCUUCAACGCCGUGAUGAAUCCCGGCAAGGCGGCCAGGCAGCCGCACUCCCUCCCCAUGAGGAUGAGGAAGCUGCCGGACUCCUUCUUCAAGCCGCCGGAGCCCAGGGGCCACUCAAGACAAGCCAGUUCAGACGGAGGCCUGUGCGGCUCCCUUGCCCCUCAUCACGUCCGCGCUCAUUCCUCCCCCGCCUCCCUCCCAGUCAACUCCCUCUCCGCUCAAGCAGAUGCAGAUGCAGCAGCCACGCCGAUCAUACCCGAUGACGUGCCACUCCCCGACGGUUGGGAGAUGGCCAAGACGCCCACUGGCCAACGGUACUUCAUCAACCACGUGCACAAGACGACCACAUGGCAGGACCCCCGCCUCUCGCAGCUUCAGUCGGCUGCGGCCCAGCAUCAGAUCGCCUGCACCCCGAUCCACGCCCACUCCUUCAGCAACCCAGCGCCCACUACGCAACCAAAAAAUAUUAUUCCUGAGACAGGUCCACUGCCUGAAGGCUGGGAGCAGGCUGUGACUGCAGAUGGAGAGAUGUACUACAUUGAUCACAUAAAUAAGACCACCACAUGGGACGACCCGCGUCUAGCCCAGAAGGUGAAUCCUGCCAACCUUGGUUUGGCAAUGCAGCAAAGGCAGGAGAAGCUCAGACUGAAGCACAGCAUCCUUCCACAAUUUGUACCACAGGAGUCGGGAGGUAGCAACCAGAUGCCCGGAGGGAUGGACCAUGACAGGACCGCACAGAUGCUUGUCCCGUCGGUGGAUGUCAGGAUCAGGGCCCUGAAACAAGAGCCUAACCUCAAUGGCGCUCACUCACGUAACGAAAGCACCGACAGCGGUCUGAGCGUCAGCAGCCUACCACGCACGUCCGACCACAUGUUGAGCUCUGUGGAUCAUAUGGACACUGGUGACUCUAGUGAGCCCCCGUCGAUGAGCCUGCAGGAGUCGAUGCCGGUGCUCCCGAUGAACGACGAGCUGAUGCCAGGCAUCCCCGACGGUUUGACUUCAGACAUCUUGAUGGACAUGGACACGGUUCUCUCUGGGUCGCACAUGGACAGGGACAGCCUACUCACCUGGCUAUAGACGCACGCAGGAGCUGCCGCCGCCCGCUCCAGCGUGGUUUGAAAUCAAGCUUUUGUUGUGUGACUGAGGGUUCUGGGAAAUUUGAGUGGAAUUUAAAAGGUGGUACAGAACAACUCCACAGAGAGAAUAUGCUACCGAUUAUGUGACGGAUAUCUAACACUACUCACUCCCUCACACGUGUAUAAAACAAAAUGACUUUCACUGAAGCCGGUGGCCGUCUCUCGCCGGGUCUGGUUUCGCAAAAAGGCUCCACUCCUUUUCAUCUUGGUCCUCCGAUGACUGUUAUGUCCAACCAAAAUCACACUUGGAAUUGCUUUUAAUCAGGGUCCAGUCUAGAAACAUGUUCUUGUGCCAGUAACUUGAACACAAAAGACCUGUCAAAAUAGCAUUAUUGUUACAUAAAGAUUUAAUCUAAGAGGGGGGAAAAAAUCUUUAGAUUGGACUCCAAUUAGCUAAAUUACCUGUGGGGAAUUAAACGCAACAUCCCACGCUUCUACCUCUGAGCAGCUGGUACCUUGUGGUUUAAUGCAUAUAUACUCAGAGUUGUCAAAAAAUAAGCUUUUAACAACGUUUUGCCUUCAUGCGAGCAGAGAAUCAACGGAUUUGUCUAGAUUUAAAACUACAAUAAUUAGUUACGCAAUCUCAGGCAUCUUUUAUUGGAAGGGGGGAAAUGGCGCCCUCUUGUGGUAAGUCAGAAAAGAACCGUGUCUCCUCCCUAAAACUGUCUUAUAGAAGUAAAAACAGCAGGAAAUUCGGGUGAAAUGUCUUGCCCAGGGACACAACGACUGAGACGGUCAGAGCGGGGGAUUGAACCGGCAGCCCGCCAAUUGUAAGAUUUCCCCAAUAACCUUUAAGGAUGACUCCUCGGUUUUUGUUUUCUAUGUUUAUUUUUAACCCUUAGCCCUUCUUUUUAUCAAGAAUGGUGCAACAGUCUCACUGAAAGGAAAAAAAAAAUCUUUAUUGAAGCAAGUGAUAUUUGGGUAAUUUUUUUUUCUUUUUUUAGUGUAUUAAAAUACUUUUUAUUACAGAAUGUUAAUCCCUGUCAGCAAUGAACACAAGCUUCACAGGUGCAGUAUUUAUUCUGGAUUUCUAAUGAACCCCACUGUGCUGGAUAGUUAUUUCAUUUUCAUUCUGCCGACCUCUUCCUGAGGAAAAGAUGCCAUCUUUCCUUUGCCGUAAAGGAAAAAUGCUUGAGGCCUUCUAUUAUUAUUAUUAUUAUUAUUAUUAUUAUUAUUAUUAUUAUUAUUAUUAUUAUUAUUAUUACAUAACACCUUUUGUAAUACUGGAUUAAAACAUUUCUGGUAUUCCCCUUAUUUCACUUGAACUGGUCUGUACACAUUCAGGGGCUCAUUAGGAAAGACACUCAAAUAGUGACAGCCUCUGUUUUAGCUCAUCAGCUGUAAAUUGGGUAAAAUUCUCACUUUGUCACGUUAGAUGCCGCUUUAUCGCCAUUUCAGCCGUCUAUUGUUUGUCAUUUAUUUUAGAAAUUCUGUUACAUAUUCUGAAUAUUUCUUGAUCCGAUACUCCUCUUUGAUACUGCUUUUCACAACAAAUAUAAAUAAGGUUGUCGGUGUGUGAACCCCACCACAAGGUGAUUAAAAAAAAAAAUCUGUGGAAAGAAACGUCUAACCUAACAAACGACUUCAAAUCCCAAAUCUUCAUAGUGUUUUUGUUUCUUUAAAUAUUGCAUGGAUUGUUCAUGUAAAUACAUAAAAUUACAGGGCUCUACAGACCUUUUCUGAAACUUUAUAAUAUAAGGGUCCCUAUGGAUGUGUUUUUUUUUUUUACUUAGUUCAAAACAUGAUAUAGUGAAUUUUGAUGUCUCCACCCUAUAAUUCCUAUCUUCAGUUUUUCAACCUGAAAUCAAUCCAGAACAUGUUUUUUCCAGCAUGUAACAGAAGUUUACUCAUCCUGCUAACAAAUUAGUUUUUGUGCUUUUUUUUUUUUUUUUAACUACAUGGACACCUAAAAUAAGUUGGGGCUUCUAGAAAAGGUGACAAACUAAUUGUAAACGCUGCAUUUUUUUAGAAUAUUUUAUUCCAGCAGCAAACAUCAGGUUCAGACAUCAGUAUAUGGGGGCUUUUUUUAUUUCCCUUGUUAAGUUAAACCAUGUGAAAGUGAUAUUUGUUUUUAUCUGCUUGGUGGUUUCUGCAGUGCGUUUAGAGCAGGUCGGGGUAUUAAGCUAUGAAUUACCAGAUGAGAGCAUUUGUCAUAACCGACUUCUUUGUUUUAUGUAUAUGCAGUACUAUAGCUAAGGACUUCAUUCUGAAAAUCCCACAGUACCCUUCAUUUAAACGGCCGAACAGCUUAGCAAGUCAUUUAUUACUCAUACACAUCAUGAAACACACUACCAAGUCUAUUAUUUAUCUUGGCAUGCCUGACACUUGCUAUGUGCUGUAUGUUGCAUAUAAUGACUUUAUUAUACUAUUUACAAAGAGUUUUGAGGUUUUCAGACUUAUUUUUUUGUUUUUGUUUUUUUUACUUGUUUAUGCAUGAUUAAUAUUAUAAUCAAUUUAAAGAAGUUUCUGUUUAAUAAACUUUUAAAUUACCACCUGGA
Messenger RNA from Fundulus heteroclitus (mummichog), 3986 nucleotides. Its product is annotated as transcriptional coactivator YAP1. Gene Ontology annotation, cellular component: nucleus; cytoplasm. Gene Ontology annotation, biological process: hippo signaling; positive regulation of transcription by RNA polymerase II. Gene Ontology annotation, molecular function: transcription coactivator activity; transcription corepressor activity; protein binding. The record is from RefSeq and is a predicted model, not a curated record. Lineage: Eukaryota; Metazoa; Chordata; Actinopteri; Cyprinodontiformes; Fundulidae. Bases 272 to 1429 code for a protein of 385 amino acids. The transcript is spliced from 9 exons.